UCAUCCUCUAGGGUUUAGUAUAGCUUGUCUUCGAAUAAAUGUCUCUGUUUGCUUUGUUCUUGAUGCGAUUAGUUCUUAGAUCUGGAAUAGUUUUAUAUAUGGCUUCAUCAGAUAGUCGAUGUGGAUUUGUCCGUUCCCAUAUGAUUCGUUCCCUUGAAGCAAAAUGAAUCGUGUUGCUCGUAGUUCUAUAUAAUCGCUCUCUAAUCACUUUAGUAAUCAUUACUGUUAAUUCUAGUAUUGAUACUACUGAUUAGGAAGCAGUACUUGAGCAGCUACAUAUCUCUUUAUUAGGUUUUGUCUUAAAUUCGUGUUUUUAUUUUGUUUGGUAUGGGAAGAACAGUGAUGAGUCAAGUUUACAGACCUGUAAUGAUUGCGGUAAUGAUCGCAUUAUUAUGAACAUCUAAGGGACUGAGUUCUUCCUUGUUUGAUUUUGAUUUUGUCUUAAAGAGUUUAGGGUGGCUUUUACAUGAUAAUAAAAACUCAUGCUUUGAAUAUUUUUUAUAUGUGAAGCUUGUUGUGAAGUGUAUUAGCCUACAUCAAAUUUAGUUUCCCUCGCUAUCCUGUUCUUCAAAUUUUCAAUGAUGUUUUUUAGGACGUCGGGGAACAAUAUUUUUUUUUUUGAUUUUGUAAAGUAUUUGCAAUGGGAUUCAAAUGAUGAACACUUUGCCAAGUUGUUGAAUGCUCAGAGAUUUCUGAGUAUUAUGAAUAACUCUUGUAUAGGAAGAUCUGAUGAUUUCCUCUGUUUUUUAAAAGUUUUUGUUUGUUGUUGGUUUGGAAGCCUGUGAUGAUUAGAUUGAAUGGUUGCUGAAACUUGAGUGUUGAAAAGCAUCUUACUUGACUAGGACGGUCUGAAGUUUAUUUGUGUGGUGGUUGUGAAUGAUGAGAAACAAAAAUCAAAAUACAGUUAUCCCUGGCUUAGGCUUUUAAAGCCGUUGCUGAGUCUUUUGUAAUCUGACACACUCCACAACGUUUUCCUAGCUUAAUCGGUUUUAUGUUUUUCCAUUUCGCUAUCUUUUUUUUUACAAAUGAAAUAUCAUCAAUUCCUGGUUUUGAUAUCUUCAUAAUGUCCUGAUACCAAGUGUAAUUAACUAAUUAUUGCCUUGUAUGAAUUGCAAGACAAAUGGGUUUGCUGGCUUAAUGUAGAAAUUCCAUUUCAGGUCAACUAUGUUUCAAUAUCGAAUUAUCAUAUCGUUUCAAUAUAGUCGCGUUGUUACAAAGUUUUCAAGACGUGUCAAUUGUCAUACACAGAUACUCUUCUUGAGCUGUCGGGAGGAAUUCUAAAUUCUUUUGUACUUCAGUAGCAUACAUUUCUGGAACAUUAGUAGUUAAAUUAUUUUGUACUUGUAAGUCAUGGAAUGUGAAAAUUGAAAAUUCAAUUAAAUCAUGUUGAGAAUUAAAAUGUCGUGCUGUAUUACUUUGCAUAUUAAUACUCUUCAACACCAUGUCGUUACCAAUAAGUUCGGUUUUAAAAAAUAACCGUAAAUAACGGUUCAUUACAGAGGAACGUUAUUUCGAUAGGCUACCAUACUACAACUACUUAAUGGGGUUGAACCAUCUCUGUAUUUACGUCAUCUACUCGGCAAUAACUAAUUUUCCUCUCUUGUGAUUUGUGAAGUAAAAGUUUGAACAAAACAUGGAUAUAAUUCACACCAUUCUCAAUCUUCUUCUCCCUCCUCUUACCAUUAGUUUUCUCGUUCUAUUUUAGCCUCUUUAUCUUUUUAUCAAACUCAUGAGUUGUCUUUACAAGCACCUUUGGUUUGAAAAUGUUGCCGGAAAAGUAGUUUUAAUCACCGGAGCUUCCUCCGGCAUUGGAGAGCAUUUGGCAUACGAAUACGCAAAGAAAGGAGCAUGUUUAGCUCUUGUUGCUCGAAGAAAGGAUCGUCUAGAGAUAGUAGCAGAAACACUACGUCAAUUAGGAUCGGGUGAUGUCAUUAUCAUACCUGGUGAUGUUUCUAACGUUGAAGACUGCAAGAAGUUCAUCGAUGAAACGAUUCGUCAUUUCGGAAAAUUGGACCACCUUAUCAACAAUGCUGGGGUACCUCAAACUAUACUUUUCGAAAAUUUCACCCAAAUUCAAGACGCUAAUCAUAUAAUGGAUAUCAACUUUUGGGGCUCAACAUACAUAACUUAUUUUGCCAUUCCUCAUCUUCGAAAAAGCAAAGGAAAAAUCGUUGUGACUACUUCUGCUUCAGCAAAUAUACCUUUGCCAUCGGCAAGCGUCUAUUCAGCAAGCAAAGCAGCUUUAUUAAAAUUCUUUGAAACGUUAAGAGUUGAGAUCAGUCCAGAUAUCAAAAUAACAAUUGUUAUCCCUGGAUUCGUAUCUACUAAUAUGACCACUCCUCUAUUUAUAGACAUGGUCAGUAGUAACAUACUAAUGUCAGAAUCAGUGAGUAAAUGCACAAAAUCGAUCUUCAAAGGUAUUGCUAGAGGAGAGACAUACAUAGAAGAUCCAUCUUGGAUAAAAUGGAUCUUUAUGAUACAAAAUGUUUGUCCUGAAAUCGUUGACUACGUACUCAACUACAUAUUUGUUCGCUAUGGCAAACCUUACUUCAAGCGUGAUUGA
Messenger RNA from Camelina sativa (false flax), 2563 nucleotides. The record is from RefSeq and is a predicted model, not a curated record. NCBI's taxonomy places the organism in Eukaryota, Viridiplantae, Streptophyta, Magnoliopsida, Brassicales, Brassicaceae.